CAAUUCCCAGAAGCACUUGGAAUCUCGCCUGCCUCCUCCUCCUCCUCCUCCUCCCCCAGCUGGCUUGAAGGCUGUUAUUGUUGUUGCUAAAAGCCACCAAAAUGGAAGAGGUGGAGUCCCAGCCUGGCGUGGCUUUCCUGAAUGUGGCCUCGAGCUAUGUGCCCCACGCAAAGGUGGAGUGUCAUUACAACCUGCCACCUGGCAUGAAGCCAUCAGCCAGAGACUGGGUCGGGAUCUUUAAGGUGGAAGCCUCUUCAGUGCGUGAUUAUUAUACCUUUGUGUGGUGCACGGUGCCAGAUGGAGGAGCUUCUGCAGGAGCCCUUCUUCACUGCAGCGUCCAGUUCCAGGCCAGCUACCUGCCUAAACCAGGCCCCCAACAAUACCAGUUCCGCUAUGUGGACCGCCGUGGAGAAAUGCAUGGUCAAAGUUCCCCUUUCCAGUUCAGUGAGCCACGGCCCAUGGAUGAGCUUGUCACUCUGGAGGAAGCUAGUGAUGAUGGUGGGGGCACUGACAUGUUGCUGGUGGUUCCCAAGGCCGCCCUGCUAGAGACGCAGCUGAAGGAGAGUCGGCAGGAGCAAGGAGCCCUGUUGCAGGAGUCAUGCCGCCUGAAGGAUGAGGUUCAAGAGCUGAGAAGCCGCAUGGCUGAGCUAGAAGCAGCCCUUGGCUCCCUUCGUGAUGAGCACACCAAGCUGGCUGCGCAGUACAAGGAAUUAUCAAAUUCUUAUGCAGACACGUCCAAGCAGAGAGACACACUAAGCCUUCAAGAAGCUGAGCACAUGGCCCGAAUCCGAGAACUGGAGGGUGACAUCCAGGCCAUGGGCGAGAAGAUGCUACAAAGAGAGACGGAGCUAGACAGAAUGAAGGAUACUGUCAAGUCUCUGCUGCGUGAGCAGGAGCAGAUUCACAACCAGCUCAAAGAGGAGAAUGCUGAGAAAGAGCAGUACCAGGUAAAGCUGCAGGCCUCAGAAGAGGAGAGCCGCAGCCUGGCCUCUGACCUGCAGGAAGCCAAGACCCUCCAUGGUGAGAAGAUCUCACAGUCUCUGGUGCUGCAGGAGGACAUUAGCAAAUUACAGCAGAAGCUAGCAGCUGCUAAUCGCCGCAUUGCCCAAAUGGAGACCCUGUGUGAACAACUGCGCUCCACACAGGAUGUCCUGGCUGCCAGCCAGCAGAAGGUGGCGCUCUUAGGGGAAGAAUUGGCCAGCGUAGCCUCCAUCCGGGAUCGCACCAUCUCUGAUCUGCACAAGAGCCGCCUCGAGGCAGCCGAGAUCAACAUCAAACUUGCUGACAUGACUCUCAAGUGGAAAGAGGGCAAAGGCCAAUGGUGGAAGGAGAAGGCCACACUGCUGCAGAACAUGGAGGCAGAGAAGGACAAAAUCCUGAAGCUGAGUGCCGAGGUGCUGCGCCUCGAGAAGAGCCUGCAAGAAGAGCGGGCACAGCACCAGGUGUUGCGUUUGGAGUUGGCACAAGAGCGUGACUCCAGUCUGGUGCAGGUCUCUGAGAGCCGCCGGGAGCUACGGGAGCUGCGGGCUGCACUGCAGGUUGCCCAGAAGGAGAAGGAGCAGCUACAAGCCGAGAAGCAGGAGCUGCUGGUGUACAUACGGUGCCUUGAAGAGCGUCUGGAGAAAGUGGCUGAUGAGAAAUGGAGUGAAUCUAUUCUUGGCGACAAAGAGGAGACAGCGCCAGACUCCCCUGACUCCCCGGACUCGCCGCUGUCUGACUCUGAGGAUGAAUGCCCUGAGGACAUGCGCCUGCCUGCACAGCUUGGUUCCUACAGUCUGUGUGACAACCGGGCAGCUACCACCACACCACCCUGUGCCCGGGGACCUGCUCACACUGUGGUGAUCAGCCAGCCUGCACCCAUUGCCAGUCAGAUCAAACAGCCACCUGAGGAUUCCAGUUCUGACUCGGAGGCAGAGGAUGAGAAGGCGGUGCUGAUGGCUGCUGCGGAGAGCGGUGGCGAAGAAACAAACCUGCUCCUUCCAGAGCUGAGCGGUGGCUUCUAUGAAGUGGCCAGUGGCCUGGCAGGGCGGCAGAUGUCGGAACCGGGGGCCUGCGGCAUGGGGGCAUCCCCCUUGGACCUGCCCUCGCCAGCACUUUGGAAGGAGUGCCCCAUCUGCCACGAGCGCUUCCCACCUGAGAGUGACAAGGAAACAUUGGAUACGCAUGUCGAUGGGCACUUCUUUUUCAGUACCCAUGACCCCUUUACUUUUGAGUAACUGCUUUCUCCUUACCCCCCAACCACCACCACCGUGCCCCCUCUGUUUCCCCCUCCCUCUUCAGUGGGAUCCAGGCUGGGUAUCUAUCUUCCCUUCCAUAGUGAGAUUGCUGCAGUGACUGCAUUGCCCCAACAGUGUAACUUCACCUGCUAGGUUGUAGCAAGGGGGAACCAUCUUUCUGGGACCCUCUCUAUGGUGGUGCAGUCAACCUGUAUCGGAAGGGACAACACACAUACACACUUUUAUAUGUACACACAUUACACUAAACUGAAUGUCAGUGGCCGAGAGCUCAGAAAUUAAGUAGAAGACUUCCUUUAACCUCUUACAUGCCAGAGGACCUAUGAGGACCUGUUCACACACAAUCAAUUAUCCUAUGAUGGCAACUGAGUUUGAAAAAAGAGCUGUCAAUCCCUGACAAAGCUCAACGGGCUCUUAAUCUCCUCUUGCUUAUCCUGGUGUAAGUGACCAUGUGAAACAAUAAAGCGGAGAUAGUCAAUGUGGUCCCUUCCAGAUGUAGUUGGACUCGUAACUCCCGUCAGCCCCAGUCCAGCAAUUUCUGGAAUGCACCAAAUUGGCUAGCCCUGCAAAUAACAGGUCAUCCAAAUGGUUGUAAUCUUUUGGUGGGUGGACCUCUCCGUUCAGUGGAGAAAUACCUCAGCAAAAGGGUGUUACUGAAAUAUCCUGCAAUUAUGUGUGCGUGUAGACAGGUUGUUAGUGUUUUAAUCGCAGAAUAGUAAUCCUAUGAUGAUAAACACAUCCACAUACUUCUGGGCAGCACACACAUGAAAUGCCUGUUCAGAAUGGCCCUAUCUAGUCUGGGGGCAGGAGACCUGCAAGGCCCAGAGCUCCAAGGUACAGGGGGACAUGGGGACGUUUCAGGGUUCCAUUGUGAGCGUCAAAAAACCAAAGGCCAUGCUGUAAUGCAUAAUGACGCACUUGUUUACACACACACUAAUGAGUGGGGUUUCUCUCUCAUAAACUUUGUUGCUCCAGCUGUUAACCCUGGUAGCGCAGAAAGCAACAUAAAUCAAGUUGUCAACUUUUUAAAAAACUACACAUUUUAAGAAUUUGCAUACCCCCUGUCCCUCUCCCUCUAGUUGUCAGCACAAACUAUGCCACAGAACUUGCCUUGUGAAAAAAUCUGUAAUGGAACAAAAAGCCAUUUUAGUUAGAAAUAGGCUGCUGUUGACAUCUGAACAGGAAAAAUAUGAAGCUGAGCAGAUAUAGAGGGGCUGUUUAGACAAUCUUUUCUGAUCUUGCUUCCACAUGCUGCAAGGUUGGGAGUGGGUCCUGGGUUUGCAUGCUUCCUUGCUGUCUCUUGCCCGCUGUUCUCACCAUUAAGAAUUAAUGGCCGAAGUAGGAGGUUGUAGGAUCUCCUGGGUUGGGGCAUUACAUGUCAUGAGGAACAUGGGAACCCACUGAAGAUCUUACUGCACAUACAGGUGAGAUCAGAAUUGUUGUCGUAAUGAGAGAGAUGGGAGUUGGAAAGGAACAUUAAGAAGCCAAAUCCCUUGGGUAAGGCUGGCCUCUGCAGCUGUGGGUCAUGUACUGGGGAUGGACAGUUUCAGUAAAGAGGACAGGGGCAUCUUAGAGAGGUGAGGGAAUAAAAAGACCAGCACAACAUGGACAAGGCCACGUCUUUUAUUCCAGGUUGGUGGUCUCCCCAGAUUGAUUUGCACCCCAUAGUUUUGUGUUUGCUGCAGUCCUCAGCACACUAACCUGAGAGCAAUUCUCAUUGAACUCUUGGGGUGUCCAUCCCCUUGAUCUGUGAGGUGGGUAGUCUGAGGGACAGGGCCUUCUCUGUUGUGGCUUCAUGCUUUUGGAACUCCCACUAGAAGUGUGGCAGACCACUACACCUAUUUAUUUUGAUUGCCUUCCCUGAGUUACUUUUAUCCCAUUGGAUGGGCUAGGCCUGAAAACACAGCAUAGAAUAAUUUUAAAUAAAUAAUAUAGAAUAAAUAGAGAGGGAGGGGAAGGCUGUAUCUUAGCAGUGGGAGGGCUUAGAGGUAAAGCAAAUGAACAAAAGCCCCUCCCACUUGCUGGACUCUAUCAUUUUGGCUGCAAGUUGAAUCUCUGGAUGCUCUCCUUGCAUAGAGUACUCUCUCUGCAUACAAAAUUAACAUGUCAGGAAGAUAGGAAGCAGCCUUAUCCCAAGUCAGACCAUUGGUCCAUCUAGCUCAGUAUUGCCUGCACUGACUGGGAGCAGCACUCCAGAGUUUCAGGCAGGAGUCUCUCUCAUCUCCUACCUGGAGAUGCCAAAGAUUGAGUCUGGGACCUUAUGCAUGCAAAGCAGAUGCUCUACUACUGAGCUAUAGCAAGCACUUCCUUUUCUAGGGUGUAUAUUCCCCCUCUUCCCCACUGUCUGAAAUGGCCCGGCCCAGCAAUACACACCUCUAGCGGGGCUUCUGUUCAUCCAACUUUUAACUCCUGUGUGUGAGCAGGAAGCAAACAGAUGGAUGCAAAUGAAUGAAUCUGUGUAUUUAUUGUUUUGGCUAUAGGCACUUACUUCAGCAAAACCCAAAAGGUUUUAUAGCUUUACAUUUAUAUAUUACAUGGCAUUUUGUGUGUUUUUGUUUCAUUUUAAAUAACUAAAGCAACCAGAGUGGUAGAUGCAUAAAUUAGAGUCAAGCAGAGAAGGGCUUCCAAUAAAACCUCCUCCUGCAUGCCUCAACAUCACCAGUAAACAAAAUUACACACAUUCACAGGCAGUUUUCCCCCACCCCCUUUAAAAAUGAUCGGUAUAUUUCCUAAAUGUAGCUGUUACCUUUGCAUAAAUAGCUAAAAAGGAGGUUAUUUAUUCUGUAAUAACUCAGGCUGCAAAAAAUGAAAAUUCAGCAACAGAGCAAUGUGGGGGAUAAAACCCAUUCCUUUCCUAGCAAGGAGUAAAAAGGAGUGGGGAAGGGUCACUCUCGGGAUAUUCUUGGAUUAAAGAUGAAUCCAGCUGUUUUUGAUCAGGGUGGUAGUCUGCAACCCCUGCCCCAGGAUAAAUGAGGCACAUUCUGUAAAAUUGCACAAGCAGUGAAAGGAUUUUACCUCCAAAAUAAAAGGAAGCAAAGUCUUUAGAUUUCAGAAGGAAAGGGGGCAGAGUGGGCUACUGCAAGGAAGAGAGCCUGGUAGCUCUAACUACUAAUUUAUGCAGAAUUUUGAGCUGGGGGCUAUGCAUGCGUAGAAUACACAAGGUGUGUUUUUAGAUUAAAGAAUAACUCCCCCUCAUCGAAGUCCUGGUGAUCAGGGUCACCCACCCCCACAUUCUGCAUCCAAAACAAAUGAGACAAAGAUUGUGCAUUUGCAUAGCACUGAAGUAAAUUCUGCUUCCAGAGAAAAGGAUAGCAAAUUUCAGAAGAGAAGCCAGAUAAGAUGGCUACGAGAGAGAGAGAGCCCUUUGGUAACUUAAAUGACUGACUUAUUUAUUGUGGCAUAGAUUUUCAUAGGCAAGAGCCCACUUUAUCAGAAACGGUACCAAACCAGUACAGGAUAUUUUCAAAAGGAUUAGAAUGGCAUGGAGACUGAUGUCACAUGAUGCCCGCAGCAGAGGGGUUUUGGUCAGUAGUAGCCACAGAUGAAAGGUGAGUUGUGGAAGACACUGACCCCCCCCCAUUGCAGAACCCUGGGGUCCUAUCACUCAGAAAAAAGGAAUGAUUGGCCAGCCCCAUUCAGAUCCAUCUGCCUAUCUUUGCCACCUUAAGGGCUUGUAACAUGGGGAGCUUUUUGGUUUUGCUGAGCUAGGAAUCACUGAUGUGCAGAAUACACAGGGAACUGCUGUGCUGGUCCCAAUUCUAAUAUGGAAGAAACCCAGUGCAGUCACUCAGCAUAUUUGGGCUCUUGUGUAGUAGCAGCAGGCAGGUAAUGAUCAUGAACAUUGUGCGUGUGUGUGUGUUUGCCAUUAUGCACAGAUUUGUCAUGGGCAGGGCAUGUGGGACUUUCUUUGUACUAUACACCCAUCAAAUAGCCACCUCUACUACUGUCGGGGUUGUAGCCAAUGCUCAUCCUGUUCAGAGUAAACCCACUGAAACCAAUAGACAUGACUAAGUUAGGUGUAUUAAUUUUGGUGGGUCUACUCUGAGUAGGACAUAAUUGCAGCCCAGAGUGAGGAUAGACCCUGGCACUUCAUUUCUGGCUAAACAGUUACUCCAUAGUUCUUUCUGCCUCCGGUGAAGGAGUAGCAUAAUAUCUACAGGUGCAACCCUCAAGGUGCAUAUCUGCACAUUUGGUGGUAGCGAUGGUCAACAUUUGUUAGGGGAUAGUAGCCCACCCAUGAUCAUCUUACCUCCCAGCCUGGUUCCCAUUGUUAAGCAAUUUGUUUGGCAGCCAGUCUACACCUGCAGCAUGAUCUUGUGUGGUCCAGUUAAAACUGCAGGGGGGGGGAUUACACGUAUGAACCUUCCCCCAUAAACAAACUCCCUGCUCACAGAAUGUCAGCAUGGCAGGGAGAAGGGUUCAGUUCUUGCCUUCCCUCUGUUGUGCUAGUUUCUAUAGUUUGUGGGGAGCACUUUGAAAAUGUGAUGCACCAUCUGCAGUCUGAAAUGAUACGUUCCAGGAAAAGCUGUAUGCCCUGAUUCUGCUGAAUGUGUAGAUCGGCUCGGAGAUUGGUUCAGAGGCAAGGAUUCAUUACAUGAUGGUUGAUGAUAUCAGAUUUUCAUUUUUUAUUUUAAAUUUAUUCUUUUGUAAGAACUGCCAGGAACAGAGAGGGCAAAUGAGAAGGUGGCCCUCAACCAGCCGUAGUUCCUUAAGUAGACUUGGUUCCCCCACCCCUCUCCUGUUUGUUUUGCGGUUGUUAUUUUUAAAUAGCCCUUUCUCAGUGCUGGCCUGCCACCUCCUCAGCUUGCUACCCAAUGACUACUGCUGCAUGCGUCUCCCUUCCACUGCGUUGCACCCUGCACGGGGGGCCCAUUGUGUUUAGUUUAUUAUGUAACCCCUGUUUGGAUCCUCCCCAUCCCCUGUACAUAUAUCCCUGGGCUUCCCCAUUUGUUGAGCUUUGCACUUGCUUUCUGCAAAGUUUUGGUUGCAAAUUCUUCUUUUUAUAUUCCCCCUACUUGGCAUCUCUGCUGGGCCUUGAGAAGAAGGAUGCAAGGCUUGUAUGGAGCUGGGGGUGGACAGGACAGAGAGAGACAUCACAUCCACACCAAACCUUUAAAGCACUCUUAUACCACUUUUAACAGUCACAGAGAAUCCCAGGAACUGCAAUUUGCUAAGGGUGCUGACCUCAUAGAGGUUUCCAGGACCUUUAGCAAACUACAGUUCCCAGGAUUCUCUAUGACUGUUAAAGUGGUGUAAGAGGACUUUAAAUGUAUGGUGUGGAUGUGACCAGAGAUGAUGACUCUGUAGCGACUGUGCCUUUUGGGGAGGCUGUGACACCUCUGCUCACUUGCACGGGAACCUUUUCAAUGAGUGACACAUUUGUGGCCAUGGAUUCUUUUCAUCUGCUUCUUCCUCGCCCAUCUUUUUCUGAAUGUAAUAGUCAAUGGCAAAAAGUUCAAAGCAAUAACCUUUUUCCCUCCCCCCAAUCUUGACAUACCCCCAAGUCUAUGUAUAGGGUGUACAUAUAUAUAUUUAUAUUUAUAUGACAUGUUGCAGCUAUUCUAAUAAAAUGCGUCCUCUCCGCAACAA
Rhineura floridana is the source of this 7823-nucleotide messenger RNA. RefSeq names its product calcium binding and coiled-coil domain 1 (gene CALCOCO1). Bases 102 to 2216 code for a protein of 704 amino acids. NCBI's taxonomy places the organism in Eukaryota, Metazoa, Chordata, Lepidosauria, Squamata, Rhineuridae. The transcript is spliced from 15 exons. The record is from RefSeq and is a predicted model, not a curated record.